UUUAUUUAGCCAAAAAUUUUAAAAAUUCAGUAAUAAGUCAUCAAAAACUAAAAAAACAAACAACUUAAAUUUUGAAAGCAAAUUGCUUUCAUCAGAAAACCAAAAAAACAAACGUCACCUAAGUGUUUUAAUUAUGGAGGUUUGGGAUAUGCUUUUAUCGAUUGUCCUACUCCUAAGGGCAUUAAAUAAACCCAUGUAUGCUUCUUGGAGUGACACUAGCUCUAAUGAGAGUGAUUCCACAACAUUUGAGAAUAAAAGGUAUGACACAAUUAUUUUUUAGCUUUUGUUGCAUCUAUUAAAUCUGAACAUGACUUAAAAGCAAGAAUAUCAAGUUUAGCAAAAAUAAAAAAUAAAAAUUAUGACCUUGAUGAGCUGCUUGGAAAUAUGAAUUGAAAAGGGAGGGUAUUUUAGGAAUAUGAAAAAUUGUAACGGCUACUUGGAAGACGACCGUUGGAAAUGAGGGCUCUUAGAGGCUCCAAAGUCCGAGGCAAAUAAUAUAGAGCAAGGUGGCCGCGUUUAGCUGACACAUUCGGAGGGGUUCCUUAUCCUCACCUCGGCGGCACCAAGUCCCAGUUCGGAGAUCACAGCCAUGAACAUCUUCAGGAAGAAAACCUCACCUAAAGAUGCACUCCGGACAAGCAAACGAGAAAUGUCUGUUGCAACAAGAGGUAUUGAACGAGAGAUUUCAUCCCUGCAAUUGGAGGAGAAGAAAUUGGUGGCCGAGAUCAAGAAAACGGCUAAAACUGGGAAUGAGGCUGCCACCAGAAUCUUAGCUCGUCAACUUGUUCGGCUACGGCAACAAAUAACUAAUUUGCAGGGGAGUCGUGCCCAAAUCAGGGGUGUAGCAACUCAUACACAGGCACUGUAUGCCAGUACCUCAAUUUCCACUGGGAUGAAAGGCGCAACUAAAGCAAUGGUGGCCAUGAACAAGCAAAUGGCACCUGCAAAACAAGUUAAAGUGAUCAAAGAAUUCCAGAAGCAGUCAGCACAAAUGGAUAUGACGAUUGAGAUGAUGUCAGAAUCCAUUGAUGAAACUUUAGACAAAGAUGAGGCCGAAGAGGAAACAGAGGAGCUCACGAACCAGGUUCUGGAUGAGAUUGGCGUGGACAUUGCAUCACAGUUAUCAUCAGCUCCAAAAGGCCGGAUUGGAUCAAAGAAGGUCGAAAAUGUUGUUCCGAGCUCUGAAUCUCCCGAUGUUGAGGAACUCGAAAAGAGGUUGGCCUCUCUGCGACGUAUCUGACCUGAAAAGCAUAGUGAUUGGCUCCUGCUCAGCAAAGUAGCCUUGUUUUUUUUUUUUCCUUUGUAAAUAUUGUCCAGUGGAAAACGAAGCAAAAUGGGUGUGGAUUUUUCCUUCCGAUGCAGACAGAUACUAUUUUUAAUCGCCAAUUAUGGUGGAUAUAUAUAUAGAAGGAUGUUACAAACUUUUCUCGAA
This is a messenger RNA of Vitis vinifera (wine grape), 1432 nucleotides long. Its product is annotated as vacuolar protein sorting-associated protein 2 homolog 2. Gene Ontology annotation, cellular component: multivesicular body; ESCRT III complex. Lineage: Eukaryota; Viridiplantae; Streptophyta; Magnoliopsida; Vitales; Vitaceae. The record is from RefSeq and is a predicted model, not a curated record. The coding region runs from base 590 to 1240 and encodes 216 amino acids. Gene Ontology annotation, biological process: protein transport; endosome transport via multivesicular body sorting pathway; late endosome to vacuole transport. The transcript has 11 exons.